CCAUCUCUCUUCAGCGCUGUCUAUCUCCUCAACGUAGGCUACUAUUCUCGGCGAGAGAGAAAGGGAGAAAAUAAUAACCUCCAAGAAUUGGUUAUUCCUGUCCUUCACCUUCCUCGACCAGCGGCCAGGAGGGGAGCGGCCUUCGCGGUGGGAAUGUGCUGCCACAACGAGCCCGUGUCCUAUUUUUUUUUUUUUGUGAAUGUAAAUGCACAUGCAGUGCCCAGCCCGUAGCCCGUUCACCCACCUCGGAUUCAGGAGGAAUAUACAUGUAUAAAUGGCAUGUUUGGAUGGCAGCGUGUCUGUGCGCGCAGGCCGUGUGUAGGCUAUAAGAACCGAGUCUUGACAGCGGGGGUAGCUCUUUUUCACCUGCGAGGAACGUGGAUACAGUUUUUUUUUUUUUUCACAUCUUGGUCACGUUUUCCCUUUUUCUUUUGCAUUUUUUCCCCUGUCUUGUGUUUUGGAGGAAUUCACCCGAGCCUGAGCUGGGGAUUUUUUUUUUUAUUAUUAUUAUUAUUAUUAUUUUUUUAAGUCUAUCGGUGCGCAGUUUUUUGGAGGCUCGGUGGUGAUGUGAGGGGCUGAUAACACAUUUGAGCAACAAAAGCGAGGGGCAGAGAGAGAGAGAGAGAGAGGGAGAGAGAGAGAGAGAGAGAGAGAGAGAGAGAGAGAGAGAAGGCCCUUUGGAGGAGAAAACACAGCAAAGGAACAGCCAUCACUAAUAAGGAGGACAAAUCGGGGGGGAUACUGGAUCGUUUCGGAGUUGGAGGAGGUGGUGGGGGAUCCGGGCGUGAAGACAGCCGCAGUGAGUUCGGAGCUGCCUCGGCUCGAUUUGAUGCGGAAAAAUGAGACGGAAGCAGUGAGAAUAUCACACAUGUAGCUCGUUUGGGGGUGUAAAUAUUAUUUUCCCUUUCCAGCUGUCCUGCCCGGUCCCCGACGAAGACGGCAGCCGUCGGGGGGAGGACAGAGAAAUAGAUAGAGAGCACAAAUAUACACCCAUGGGAGUGUUUAUCAUGAAAGGCGACGUGGAAACGAGCCGCGCCACAGCGAGGGCGAGCUUCUCGGACACGCCGAGCUCGGCUCCUUGUCACGGGCAGCAGUGAGACGCAAGACCCGGGCUUUUGGAGAUGCAAAUUUGGGCUGUGCGCUCUGCCUCCGUUUUGAGGUGAAAUCACGCUUUUCGGCGUCGUAUAAGGCCCGUGUUGUGGAUUUACUGGGAGAAAGGGGAGAGCGUGGAAUUGAAACGUAACACAAAAAGACAAGUGAAGCGCAUGUGAAGGAGGAAAAAAAAAGAAAAGAAAAAAGAGAAAGAAGCCCGAGCAGGAUUGAGCUAACUGAGAAGGCGGCCUCCGUGUCGUCAGCUACAGUAUCCUGCCCUUUCUCUGACGGCUAAAUGCGCGUUAUGGACACUUAAUUUCCACACAGCUUCGCCGUGGACAGUUUUCGGAAGCAGGCCCGGGACGUUACGCGGUGUAAAUGUGGGUAACAUUGUUGCCAAAUCCGCGGGUCAAACGAGGGAUCUAGACUGGUUUAUUUAUUUAUUUUUCUUUCUAGCCCCCCCUCCCUCCUUCUCCACCAACACCACCUCCACUACUUCUUCUUCUUCUUCUUCUUCUUACACCACCACCACCACCUCCUCCUCUUCCUCCACCUCCUCCUCCUCCUCCCCUGGACCCCCUUUUUUCUUUUUUCUUGCGGGAAGAUGGGUUGUUUGGGCAACAGUAAGACUGAAGACCAGAGAAAUGAGGAGAAGGCACAAAGAGAAGCAAACAAAAAGAUAGAGAAGCAGCUCCAGAAAGACAAGCAGAUAUACAGAGCCACACACAGACUACUACUUUUAGGAGCUGGAGAGUCGGGAAAGAGCACCAUCGUGAAACAGAUGAGGAUCCUACAUGUCAACGGCUUCAAUGCAGAAGAAAAGAAGCAGAAAAUUCAGGACAUCAAGAAUAAUAUUAAAGAGGCCAUUGAGACCAUAGUAACAGCUAUGAGCACCCUGACACCACCGGUGCAGUUGGCAUGUCCACAGAACCAGUACCGGAUCGAAUACAUCCUCAACCUCGUCAACCAGAAGGACUUCGAGUUUCCAUUUGAGUUUUACGAACAUGCCAAGACACUGUGGCAGGACGAAGGGGUCCGGGCGUGCUACGAGAGAUCCAACGAGUACCAGCUAAUCGACUGCGCACAAUACUUUCUAGACAAGAUUGACAUUGUGAAACAGAGCGACUACACUCCAACAGAUCAGGACUUGCUGCGGUGCCGAGUACUGACUUCAGGGAUCUUUGAGACGAGAUUCCAAGUGGACAAAGUUAAUUUCCAUAUGUUCGAUGUCGGCGGUCAACGAGAUGAACGUCGGAAAUGGAUUCAGUGCUUUAAUGAUGUAACGGCCAUCAUCUUCGUGGUGGCCAGUAGCAGUUACAACAUGGUGAUCCGAGAGGACAAUCAGACCAACCGUUUACAGGAGGCCCUCAACCUCUUCAAGAACAUCUGGAACAACAGGUGGCUGCGGACCAUUUCUGUCAUCUUGUUUCUAAAUAAACAGGACCUGCUAGCAGAGAAGGUGCUGGCAGGGAAGUCCAAAAUCGAGGAGUACUUCCCCGAAUUUGCUCGCUACACCACGCCAGACGACGCGACACCAGAGCCCGGAGAGGAUCCACGUGUUACGAGGGCGAAGUACUUCAUAAGAGAUGAGUUCCUGAGGAUCAGCACAGCGAGCGGAGACGGGAGGCACUACUGUUACCCCCACUUCACCUGCGCCGUGGACACGGAAAACAUCCGCCGCGUCUUUAACGACUGUCGAGACAUCAUCCAGCGGAUGCACCUGCGGCAGUACGAGCUGUUGUGAUGGGAGAGGAAAAAGGCGUUCGGCCAAAAACAGAAGAAGAAAAAAAAAAAGAAACAACGAAUCGGACUAUGGAGAAUAAAAGAAAAAAAAAGACGUCUCUGAACUCCCCUCUUCUACAGAAGUGUGUGAGCUCUUGUGACAGGGUUGGGGGGGGGUGAGUGAGGUGGGGGUGGGGGUGGGGGUGGGGAGGGGGUAAAACACACACUUUAAGAGCAAACGCACCCCAAACCCAGAACAGAACUGCCCCUGAUGCAAACUCCCUACCUGAUGUAGAAAGAGCUAUUUUGAUGGAAGGGUUUGAGGGGCUAUACCCUGAAAACAGACUCUGAUCUCCACCUUCAGCCAUACUCCUCUCCUGCUCCUCACCUUCACACAUCAUAUAUUGUCCCCAUUGACCUUUCUGGAAAAAAAAUAAAAUAAAAAAAACCUCGAGUGGCCCAGUCUGGACGGAGUUUCCUGCGACGUGGGAGGAGGAUUUUUGAGCUGCAGUUGAGAUUGUGUGAUCCCCCCUUACCCUCCUUCCCCUUCCCCCUCCUUUGAUUGUUGCACCGGGAUGAAAACUGAAUUGAAUUGUUGCAAAUACAGAAUAAAUAGAUCAGCUGUAUCUAAAAAAAAAAACGCACCCCAGCUGUGCUCAGGAGUUGAACCAUGUACACCGAACCCUUCCUUCCUGUCACUUAUCUUUAAAUCCAACCACAGACUCUGCUUGCACACGGAAACGUUUCACACCUGCUUUGUUACUGGACUGCACAAAAAGGAGGUGGGGGCGGGGGGCGGACACCCAGAAGCGUCCUCUGAUCCACGAGUGUCGGGCUCGUCCUGGUGCCGGGGUGAUUUACCUGGAGCGGCGGUCGGAGGAGUCGGCGAGAGAGACUUGCUAGGAAGGAGACUCUGAUUUAAAUCUCCCCCACCCUCCCCUCCCCAUAACCCCCCCCCCUCCCUCCCUCCUCGAUCCGAUGGAGCUCGGGACGCGUUCGACAGGAGGGACGACUUCUCCACAGAACUGUUUUGCCGCCCUGACUUUGCCUCGUUUGGUAGUGGAAGCAAAAUGUGAGGAGGAUAUAUCGAGUUUAAAACUACGAGAAGAGGAAAAAAAAUAAAAAAUGGAGAAAAAAAAAGAAAGAAACAAAAAUGAAAACUUUUAUGGAACUCAAACGGAGGGCGAAAAGCAUCCUUCUCACAGUACAGUACCAUAUAAGUUAAAGAGAACUCUCAUCCUGUUUUACUGUCUCCACAGCUGUUUUUGUCUGUGUAGACCUUUGUGCCAUUGUGCCCUGUGCGCUCUCUUUCUUUACUCUGUCUCUCCUCUUUUUUUUUUUUUUUUUGCAAGUUUUACUCACUGUCCAUCAUCACUUCCUCCUCCUCCUCCUCCUCCUUUUCCUCCCCCCUCCCUCUCUAUCUAUCUAGCUAUCUCUCAUUUUUCUUCUUCCUCUUCUUCUUCUUCUUGCCCCUCUGCUGCCUUCCCACCUGCUCCUCUCUUCCAUCCUGGCCCCUUUUCCUCAAAGAGAAAAUAAAAAUAUCGUAAUCUGCAAAUAUAUUAAAAAAAAAAAGAAAAAAGGUGAUAAUAACAAAUGGGAUUUUUUUUUUAAACUCAUGUGAUCCCUGCCAUUCCUCCUCCUCCUCCUCCUCCUCCUCCAUCAUUCCUCCACCUCUCCUCCCUGACCUCCUCCCGCUCCUUCUCCUCCGUACGUCUGUCUUUACUUUACUGCUGAACUAUUAUUCUUGUACAGACUGUAAAAUGUAUUAUUUUGUACAACUUUAUUGAAAAAGAAAAAACUUUUAGAAGAUCCCUGUGCCUUGAUCACGACUGUACGUGUGUAAUGAGCUAAAGUGGGUGUCAUACUGCGCUGUAUAGCUUGGCCAAUCCCCUCCUAAAACCCCCCCCAAGCCCCUCGCUUCUCUUUCACUCUUAUCUCUCUUUCUUUACCCCCCCCUCUCUUUCUCUCUAUCUGUCUAUCACUCUCUUUUCUCCGCCCUCACAGACGGCGGACGACCAUUCGUAGCUUUUGUAGUUUUAUUUCUCUCCCCCACAUCCUCCCAUUCUCUCUUCUUUAUGAUUUAAAUGUCUAUUUUUGGAUCCAUAUACCCCCCCACCCCACCCCUCCCCCCCCACCCCCCAAAAGAUAAAUAUAUGAAAUGUAUAUGGGUUUAAAAAAAAAAAAAAGUAUUUUAUUAGAAUCAAAUGACAAAUUGUACACUUGAUAGUGUGCGUAUUGCUAUAACUUAAAUCCUUUCAACUGAAGUGGUGUUCAGGUUUCUUUUGUUUUUUCCUCCGUCUGCAAAGAAUGUUCUGAGGCGUUAACAAAAAAAAAAAAAAAAACAGGAGACGACAGAUGCAAAACAUGGCUUGUUUCUACACAAAUUGUAUUCUUUUGCUAAAAAACAAAACAAAAAAAAAAGGCCAAAAAAUGAGAAUUUUAGGUGAUUUUUGUGAUGGAGAGGGGAGGGGUCCUCCUGCCCAGCCUUGCACAGCAGAGGCGGUCUGUACAGUAUUAGCAUCUCUCUCUCAUUUCAGUGCCCUCGUCUUCAUUUAAUGUGUACAUCAAAUAUGGGUCUCUACUUUCUGAACAGGAGCUCUAAGAAAUAAAGAUUUUUUUUUUUUUUUGGUGCAGA
Mugil cephalus (flathead mullet) is the source of this 5449-nucleotide messenger RNA. RefSeq names its product GNAS complex locus (gene gnas). Gene Ontology annotation, cellular component: heterotrimeric G-protein complex. Gene Ontology annotation, molecular function: D1 dopamine receptor binding; insulin-like growth factor receptor binding; beta-2 adrenergic receptor binding. The transcript is spliced from 12 exons. The record is from RefSeq and is a predicted model, not a curated record. Gene Ontology annotation, biological process: adenylate cyclase-activating dopamine receptor signaling pathway; sensory perception of chemical stimulus. Bases 1697 to 2836 code for a protein of 379 amino acids. Lineage: Eukaryota; Metazoa; Chordata; Actinopteri; Mugiliformes; Mugilidae.